Molecule: messenger RNA, 865 nt
Organism: Linum tenue
Lineage: Eukaryota; Viridiplantae; Streptophyta; Magnoliopsida; Malpighiales; Linaceae
Source: the annotation of a GenBank genome assembly
AUGUCCCCCUUCCAACCUAAACCCAAGAAGUCCCCUGUUGACUGGAACGAUUCUCGACGGGGACACCUUGAGAAGCAUCGCCGCCUUCAGUUCACUACCAAUAACAACAUUCACUUGAUUUGCGAUCAGAUCUGCUCAGCCACCGUCUUCGGCAAGCCCGACUACAGCAGCAUCACCAAGAUCGUCGACAAGGACUGGAAGAGCGGCAACAAUAGUCUCAACCAAGACCUGGGUGGGUAUCCAGUGCCUGAAAUCCAGCAUCGUCGGGCUGUUCGUGUGGAUGGAUCUCCGGGGCCAGCAAUAGUCUCGACUAGGACUUAAUAAAAAGAGGGGUUUUGGAAGGGUGAAAGUUUGGCGGCUAGCCAAACUUGAGGAUACGGUGUGGGUGUGUAUUUUCCGGUGGGGGAAGGGAAGUGGGAGGCGAUUUUGGAGGGGUUCUUUACGGUGGGCGGUUGAUGAUUUGGUGCGGAGGGCGACGACGACGAGACUGAUAAGGGGGAAAAGGUAUUUGGUUGCAGGGGAGACUGUUUUUUUUUGUUUGUUGUUUUAUAUUUUUUUAAUUAACAUGUCAUUAAGUUAACGGUCCAGUCAGCAGUUUCAUUUGCCACGCCAUCAAAAAAAUUAACGGAGUUAAUGGUGUUUGACGGAAACUAACGGUCGGUGACUAAUGGUGAAACGAUUCAUAAAGUUAGUGGCGAAUAAGAAAGAUAAGUAAUUCGAGUGGCAAACGUGAAAGAUUUAUUUAAUUUGAGUGAUCAAAUGUGUAAUUUAGCCAUAAUUAAUAUUGUAAACUUUUUCUUAUAGCUAUCAUUAAUGUAGACGUUGUUCGGGGUUGACCGUUUGACUUCGAUAGCAAGUUUGUCAA